GAAAAAGAAGGAGGAGGAGGCGUGUCGCAAACUCACCAGCAGUUGAUUCAAGACAUAGAAGCAGUUGGAGUAGUCUAGACGAAUCAGUCCGUGUUUUCGACUCAUCGCCACCAGUGGUUCCUCAGUAACGCUUCGCGAAGCUCGACGUAGGCGGAAGAUGUCGAUCAAAAGUCCAACAGUCAACAAGAAUCCGUUCUACGACCCAGACGACGAUGAUGUUGACGACGACACUUUCGUCAAUUACAGAGCCAGGGCCUAUGAUAAUGCAGAGCACCGAAUGUACGAAGAGAAGCGCCAGCAGCUCCUCGAGGAGCGUCGGGAAGUCGAGGAUCGGAUGCUCCAGAGCUCGAGCUCCGCCGUUCGAGCGCUCUAUGAAACAGAGCAGAUCGGAAUCGAAACAGCUGAUGAGUUAGUUCGCCAGGGUGAGCAACUCAAGAAAGUCGAUCGGAAUCUCGAUGACAUACACAACGUGACCAAGACAACUCAGAAGCACCUGACGGCUAUGAAGAGCGUCUUCAGUGGUUUCAAAAACUACUUUGGCAGGUCGAACAACACAGAGAAUUCGACUAGCCAAAUGAAGUCUUCGACGCCCGAGGAGCAGCCGUCUAGUGCUCUCGCCGCAGCUGCAAAGAAGGUGAGAGGUGACGCUGAAAGCGCUAGACAGAAGAAUCAUCCGGCUCUCAGGAGUCGUUUCGAUACCUCCGGUUUCGGGGCAGCGGAUGACGACGAUGAUGCCGCCGUGGGGAACGACAAAGCUUACAAAAAUCGACCCAUGACUCGAUCUGAAAUGGUCGAGCAUAAGUUGAACAAGGAUCUCACUGAACUCAGCUCCGGGAUGAGUCGCCUGAAAACGUUGGCCCAAGGUCUGAGCUCCGAGCUGGACGAACAAUGCGACCUGAUAAGUACUAUUGAUAACAAAGUUGACACGGCCGACGUCAUAAUCAGCUCCCAAACGAAGCAAAUGAACCGACUGCUUAAGAAAUAGGUCGCCAUUCCGAAAAUGAAUCUGUCCGCGAAUCCUCCCCUGUAAGAUUUACAUUGUUUGUUAGAACCUCUUCAGUGCUGUUCAUUUUACUUAGGGCACUUUGAAAGAGAAAUCGUUUUUUCCGUUUUACUUGAUAUCUCCUCAUGAUAUCGAAGGUUGUUGAUACAGCGCAAUGCGUGUUGGUGUACAUACGGAUACCCAUUGAAAUCUAUCGUUGAAGUACGAAUCGACGAAAGCAUGAAACAUGAUUAUUAUAGCUGAGAAUAAAUGAAGAAUACUAAGGAACGAAGAUAA
Galendromus occidentalis (western predatory mite) is the source of this 1279-nucleotide messenger RNA. It is a transcript of the gene Snap29, whose product is annotated as Synaptosomal-associated protein 29kDa. Lineage: Eukaryota; Metazoa; Arthropoda; Arachnida; Mesostigmata; Phytoseiidae. Gene Ontology annotation, molecular function: SNAP receptor activity; syntaxin binding. The coding region runs from base 158 to 985 and encodes 275 amino acids. The record is from RefSeq and is a predicted model, not a curated record. The transcript is spliced from 4 exons. Gene Ontology annotation, biological process: exocytosis; synaptic vesicle priming; synaptic vesicle fusion to presynaptic active zone membrane. Gene Ontology annotation, cellular component: SNARE complex; plasma membrane.